AUGAUUGCUUCAGAGUCUGAAGAGUAUGACAGCGGCCUCCCUACUGAUAGUGAAUCCAGAACCCAGCAAAGAACAUUUUCUUCACAAAAAGAUGAUUUGUCGGAUUAUGGAACUGACCGCUCUUCUCCAGACACAGGUAAAGUGCUAUCGGAGAAGGGUGGCCCAUAUGAAGCUAAGAUUCAAGCCACCGCCAUGGAUUUAAGACAGAAGGCUGAAGAAAGACAUGAGGAGUCAGCAAGUAAAGAGAAGUCCCACACAGUGACGUGCACAAUCACCAUCUGUUUUGCCAUCCCAUCACCACCCAAAAAAGAAGACUACGAAACCAUUGCUGAUCAUAAAGGGAAGGGAAACGGUAAGCACCACAAGAAGGUCAUUGAAGCUCCGAAAGCCCAGAAAUAUUUCCACUUUGAGUACUUUCUUCUCCCUGAAGACACCGAACCCACCAAAGUGGAUGUAGUGAUGUUUGGGGUUGUGGCCAAGCUGUACAUGGAGCAUGAGACUCGGUUAUUAAAACCUUGGCAAGAAAAUGAGAAAAUUUGGUUGACAUGGAACCACAGCGUUGAACUCUGUGUCACAAAAGAAGUUUUAUUAAAAGCGUUAAAACAUCAGAUCCAUGUGAAAGUGUGGAGCACUAAAGACAAAGUGUCCGCUAAAGCUAGAUUUGAUCGACCAAAGGCUUUUCGAGUGUCAACUGUGAAACAAGGGGAAGACCCUGAAGUAAAGCAUUUAGUAUUGAAUCAGAGAAAACUUUUUGAGGACAGUCUGCCCCGACAGAGUUUUUUUCCUGAAAAAAAUGGAAAUGUAGUGUAUAAAGAUGACUACAAUACUGAAGCCCUGAAGCGUGCAAAACUUGAGAAAUUUCCACCUGCCAUAUUCCCAGAACCUAGCAUGUUGGACCUGGAGCUGGACACUUCAGUCAAAAGGUUAGAGAUGUCUAAUACUGGCUUAUCCGUCGUGGCUCAGUGUGAAAAAUCGCCAGCAGGACAGACUGGAAAGAAGAAAUCGGCAAAGAGCUCGGCAGACAUGAAAGUCAAUUUACAGGGACUCCAAUCGAACAUACAAUCUUCAAAAGAUCAGAAACUAGAAGCAUCAUCAUCCAAGGGAGAACAUGGUGUUCUGCACCAUCUGAAGCACUCUGAUACAGUUAUCCCAUAUGAAGUCAGGAAAAAAUCGGAGACAGAGAGGUAUGAAAACACGGCAAGCGCUCGAAUACCUCAAGGAGAAAGGAAGUGCUUGACUUUGAGCAUUGAUUUCAUGCCGCUCCUUGCGGGAGAUCUGUCAGUCAUCAGUCGUCUGCAGGAGUGCUCAUAUCAUAUAUUAGACUGUUAUGUGACUUUGGCCCUAAACACUCCAUUACUGUCCGAUCAGCAAAGACAUGAUCUCAAUCCAAUGGUUAUUCGCAUCCUUUCAGCUACAUGUCUCCCCACCUUACCAACGCCAAUUAGUGUUUUACAGGUAACGUCUCGGCCUGCUGCAGGAUGGGGCUCCAUCGUGGAUUACCACUUUACUUGCACCCCCUGCUGGCGCGUACUUGAAGUACCUACGCCGGUCACCCAGUCCCCCAUUACUGCAUCCGCAGUGGCAUGCCGGCAAUUCCACGUAAGUGUUGAGUUUGCCGAAGGGGUGACCCUGCUGCGCCUGAAGACGCCGGAUGCGAAGGCCGUUUCUCGCUCAGUCGUGCUUCGUCUGGCCUCCCUGCAAAAGGAUCUAGAGAAGUGUAUCCCAGUGUACUGCAGAUACAGAUUCCAGGAUCAUCUUUUUCACCAAACGCAUGGGCAGACACAUGGAACACACGUCUUUUUCAAAGACGUCUAUGUUGUUUUCGUAGGAACUAUGAGUCCUGGAAAGUUGCGUGAAUUUCUUCUUGGCCCGCCUAUAGAGAUUGAGGUACAUGAUCGAGAUCAGAAAAUACAGGAGAAUAUCAGCAGGCCAUCACUUUUUGGCAUGGAGCCUGAAGAUGAAAAGCUAAGUAAUGUCGGACUUAUAACUUCUAAGAGCACUAUUCAUAACCCCUUCACUCAGCGAGACAGGUUGUCGGAUCCUUAUGGAAUUGCAAAAAUGAGAUUAUCUGAACUGGUCUAUGGGGCAACAUACCUGAAUAUAUCUGUUCCCAUCCUCAGCUGUGAAAGUCCAGAUGCUACAGAGCAUCGCUCCGAUGGCAAAAGUGGUGGAAUAAUUGGAUCAGAUAUUGAUAGACAAGUGUCUCCCUUACCAGUAGGACAUUAUUUAGAUGCCCAGUCUCAUCUCAAAGUAAGAGUAGACCUGGCAGUGCCACUUUCCUCUGAGGCUGUGACUCCUGAUUGUCCUUUUGGACGUAUCAUCUACAUUUUUGAUUAUAAGAACAAUAAAUUGUUUCAAGAUCUUAUCAUGAAGAUAACAGAAAUCAACUGUCGUGCUCUCAGUCUUCAGCCUGACCCCAGAGGUCUCUCCUUGGAUGCUGUCUCCAGAGUGUGUUUAACAGAUGAUCAGAAAGGCGACACUUCGCUGGAUGUUAUCACCGGUAUUCAUAUCAUGGAUGGAGACAUUCACCUCUUUAUUUUAGAAGGUCUGCGACAAAAUGCUGUGAAAGAACUGUGGGAUACAGUGCCAUCCAGAGAAGCAGAACAGAAGGGAGGGCUGGAGAUUCUGUACAAUUCAGAUAUGACUUUUCACGAGCGUUUAUACAAAGAUCUUGGAGUGUUGGUGUGUCACGUCCAUCUGCACGAACCUCUGUACUCUUUAGUAAAUCAGCCACUUCUCUACAUCAGAGACAUGGUCCCUCCAUUAUGCUUCCAAGCUUUGUCCAGGUUAGACUAUCUCUGCAGUGCCAAGAAGUUACGAGAUGUCAUUCAGAGAGACCUCCUGCCUUCUGUAGAAAUGAUUCACCUGCUGAGUCGAGAAUUUGGAGUUCCACUUAAACUUGGAGAUUUGUUUGCAGAUGCAGAACAUACUUUCAGCAAAAAGCUGGUUAUUUCAGAGAAAGAAGACAAAGGUUUGCGAUGUCCUCUGCAUAUACCCUUAGAUAAUUUUAAUGAAAAUUACAUUCACUUUAAGAGGGAGAAUGAGAAUAACAAGACAAAAGACCACAUUCAGAUGAACAUUGACCGUGUUUGGCAGCUGAAUAGAAAGUUGAAAAAACUUGAAGUGGAGUAUGUGGAGAUUGUUCCUGUGGAUGGGGUGACUGUUCACAAUUACAGCUCGCAGACGCUCAAUUCUGCAGAACUGGCGCUAAAGAUUUUACGACAGAGAUUAGCUGCGGAACCAAACCACAGAUACACCUACUCUCUAGAUUACCAGUCAGCUACUGUGAGUCCAGUAGAUGUUGUACAGGAACUGAAAAAACAAGCUGCAAAGUCCAGAGCGGACUGGAUGACGUCAGAUGGUUUUCUGUAUCCAGGAUUCAGGAGCAGCAUUGAAAGCAACAAGCACCCCAAAAAACCAGAUGAUGCUCGGAUCCUGGAAUUAACCAAGGUCUGGAAAGAAAAUAUUCUGCACGCAAACAACCUCCAGCCCACGCUUUCCCGGGACCACUGGAGUUGGGCAGAUCGCCACCUUGAAUUUGACCUAUAUAAGAAGCCCUGUGAGAGGGGUUCUGUGUCUGCCCCAGGCACGGUCCAAGUUAUCGAUGAAACUUUGCAGGAAGAAGCUAUAGAAAGUGUUCAGCCCGCAGAUAUUAAGCAAAAAAUGAGAUUCCAUCGAUGUUUGCCUCAGACAGAGCGAACAGCACAGGGACCUCAUGCAAGUAACCAGCAGAGCAGACUUGAAGGACUGUUAAAAGAUAAAGGAGCCAAGUUGUCUCUGAGAAAGUCUGGUCUUGCACUUCAGCCCAUGCCAGCAUUGGCCGUAAUACCAAAGUCGGGAAGUAAUGGAAGCAAAAUGGGGAUCAACGGCAUUGGUUUUAUUCCAGGAGAACUUAAAGAUCACAGCUUGAAAUGGACUGACAAUGCUAUUCCCUGCCAUAACAUGAACCAUGAGACGUACCGGAAGCUGAGAGGGAAAGACUUUACCUCUAAUUCUACAGACCAUUCAGUCAUUUACAAGAGGAAAAUAAAGGAGUUGAGCGGCGAGGAGAAAAAUUCCUUCAUCCUCUUAAAGUCUGCACCAUCAGUUGUCAAAGCCAAUUCCACACCAAAGACGGCGGAUGAAUUUCAGAACGUUGUUCUGAUCCAGAGCCACAAAGGUUUUCUGCUUCAUAUUCAAUAAUUGGCAACCACCCAUCCUACAUACAGAUGACCUUUGUCAAUAAAAUGACACGUCAUAUGAAAUCAUGCUCUUUAGUCUUGUGUUACAUAUGCAGGAAGAUGGACACCGUAGAAAAUCACUGAGCGUCUGAGGACAAUAAUUGACUUCUAGAAAGACUGUUUUGAUGACUAUUACUUUUGCGUUGAGUAUGCUGCUCUGUCUAUAGGCAGAACGUUAUGGGGCAGAAGAUGCUGAGCAGCAUGCACAACAUCACAGGUUUGUAACUUUCUACAGGAUAAUGCUAGGUGUGUAUUUUUGGAGGUUAAUCAAAGUUCUCCUGUGCAUUUUUGCAUUUGUCUGGUUUAGGAAACCUAAUUUCAAAUCCCAUGGUAAAGGGGUUGUCCCACGAAAAAAAUUCUACAGUUUUCAAACCAGCACCUGGA
Bufo bufo (common toad) is the source of this 4604-nucleotide messenger RNA. It is a transcript of the gene CFAP92, whose product is annotated as cilia and flagella associated protein 92 (putative). The record is from RefSeq and is a predicted model, not a curated record. NCBI's taxonomy places the organism in Eukaryota, Metazoa, Chordata, Amphibia, Anura, Bufonidae. The transcript is spliced from 19 exons. Bases 1 to 4182 code for a protein of 1393 amino acids.